GAGAUCAGCAUGAGGGGGUGGUGAAAUCAAUUGAAUCCUUGAAAUAAUAAUGUUUAUUAAGGUUAUGGAUCUUACGGACAGUGAAAAGGGGGAAAAAAAUGUUUUUAUGGACUCAUCACAUGUCCAACCCAACCCAUCUGGGGAAUCUUGGAGAAACCCUGCGAUUUGUGAUGUCAUGCGUCUGUAUCUGGCGAUUCAUAUAUACUAGCUGUUGAUCCCCUUUGGCUUUUCGUUGUCAGGCACCAGAGAGCACAGGCACCACAGCCAAAUUCAAAAACUCCUCCUCACGCAAUCUAAUCAAAGAAGCUUCGUGGUAACGCCCUUCUGCAUCGGCGCCUCUCUCUCUCUCUCUCUCUCUCUCUCUCUGCUCCCUGCGGCAGCGCUUUUCUUUUUCCAUCGUUGAAGCGCUUUAUUUUGUUUUUAUCUAGAAGGUUUUCUCAUCUGGGUCAGAGCUGAAUCGCGGUUUUUGGCUAUGAGGAAGAGGGAAAGAGAGAACCCUUGUGGAGUUUGUGGCCACUAUCACAAAUACGAAGAAGGGGAAGUCUGUGGGAUAUGUGGUCAUCGUGUUCCCGCUACAUCCGAGAAAACUUCCUUGCAAGUUAGUGCGUUUCCUUCAGAGAUCUUGCCAGAGUUUCUCUAUUUGGGAAGUUAUGACAACGCUUCACGGUCUGAACUUUUGAAGACUCAAGGAAUUUCUCGCGUUCUUAACACUGUGCCUGCUUGUCAAAAUCUCUACAAGAACUCCUUCACUUAUCACUGCCUCCAAUACGACAAGACGUUACCAUUUGAUGACGCUGUUGAAUUUCUAGAUCAAUGUGAACGAGAUAAGGCUCGUGUUUUGGUGCACUGCAUGUCGGGAAAAAACAGGUCUCCAGCUAUUGUAAUCGCGUUCUUGAUGAAAUGCAAAGGAUGGAGACUUGCUCAGAGUUACCAGUGGGUGAAAGAGCGGAGGCCAUCUGUUGACUUAACUGAGCCUAUCUAUCAGCAGCUGCAAGAGUAUGAGCAGAAGGUUUUUGGAUCAACCGAAAACGCCCUCCCAACCUUACCAAUCUUCCCUCCUGUUGGUCUGCCUUCUUUUAGCUUCGGCUUCCCAAAGACCUGCGACCCAGUUCCCACAACUCCAUUCAACACCAUUGGUGCAACAUCUAUCUUCUCCGCCCCCAACAUAGACUUACCUUCUCACGAGUUCACGUUUGGCGCUGGCCAGACUCAAACUAGUUUCUCCGCAAGCCCCUUCGGCGCAAAUCCAAGAAACUCAACCAGCAGCAACAUCCAAAUGGACAGUGCUUAAAACUCACUAGUCGCCAUCUUAGUAGUUUUUU
Messenger RNA from Cucurbita moschata (crookneck pumpkin), 1322 nucleotides. RefSeq names its product protein-tyrosine-phosphatase IBR5-like. Gene Ontology annotation, molecular function: MAP kinase phosphatase activity; protein tyrosine/serine/threonine phosphatase activity. The transcript is spliced from 6 exons. Gene Ontology annotation, cellular component: nucleus. Gene Ontology annotation, biological process: auxin-activated signaling pathway; negative regulation of MAP kinase activity; abscisic acid-activated signaling pathway. Bases 473 to 1291 code for a protein of 272 amino acids. NCBI's taxonomy places the organism in Eukaryota, Viridiplantae, Streptophyta, Magnoliopsida, Cucurbitales, Cucurbitaceae. The record is from RefSeq and is a predicted model, not a curated record.